This is a messenger RNA of Phycomyces blakesleeanus NRRL 1555(-), 1161 nucleotides long. RefSeq lists its product as hypothetical. The record is from RefSeq and is a predicted model, not a curated record. Lineage: Eukaryota; Fungi; Mucoromycota; Mucoromycetes; Mucorales; Phycomycetaceae. The transcript has 5 exons. Bases 1 to 1161 code for a protein of 386 amino acids.
AUGAAUCAAAAUGAACCCACAAUAGACCGAUUUUCUACUAAGAGGAAGCGCGGUCGACCUUCUAAGAAAGAUCUACUUACUCGCACCAAUAAUAUAAGACUUCCACUUGCUCCUCGCAUUUCUCACUCCAACACUAACUCUCACGCUCACGCUCACGCUCAUGCUCAUGCUCACGCUCAAGCUCACGCUCAAGCUCACGCUCAAGCUCAAGCUCACCCCCACGUUCGUCCUCGCCCAUACUCAUAUACUCCUGCAUAUAUGCCAUUGUUGGCACCAAUGCCUUUACCGAUAUCUAACCCUAUAUCCACUCCAUUACCUGCUCCACCACCACCACCUCCACUACGUAUUAUUGAACAUAUUCCUCCUCGUCAAGUCGAAACUCCUAGAACUCAUAGUGAACAUACAUUAGCACCUCCAGAAACGUCCUCUGAAGUCAUGCAAUUACUCAGGGAUUUGAAUACAAAAAUCGAGACGCUUGAAUCAGAAGUAAAAAGAUUAACAAAAAGCAACAAAAAGCUGACGGCAGAAUUCAGAACUCUCAAGGAGGCAUCAAAAGAUGUGUCGGCUUUAACUUCUGUUCAGAAAGAACGUAUCAGUGGUGAAUUAAAUGAGCUAUUUUGCUCGGAAAGUUCUACGUUCUCAAUUACAUCUGCUAUGCGCUUAGAUGUCUUGGAGAAAUUUGGGCUCCAGGACAAUGGUCCUUUAAAACGUCUUGGUCUUUCAUACAUAUCAGAAGAAUGGUCCAUGCUAAGAAGUUUAGCAAAAAGACGAGUUCUUGGGGGAAUAUCUUACGAAAAAUGGGCUGGGAGGUCUUGCAAAGAAGUUGCAUCCCAGUGGUUUAAGGUGGAAAAAGGCUCAAAACCCAUCCUUGAUGCAAAAGUGGCCAUUCUACGUAGUGUGUUUACAGGACUUCCAACGAGCAAGUCUAGUGGGUCUAUAAGAGACAGGACUGCAGCCUGGGGUCUUGUUUCUGCUAAAAUUCAAGAAGAUCUCGUGGACGCUAAUCCUUCCUUGCUGCUUGCAAAUUGCAAAUUGUGGAUAGCAAAAGACAAGGAGUAUUUAUCUUCUAUGGGUGUUAACCAAGGAGCAAAAGGAGAAAGUGAUAGUGAGAUAUCUUCUAGCAGCUCUUCACCCGAAAGUGAAAUCAGCUACAAUAGCUAG